Molecule: messenger RNA, 752 nt
Organism: Tachyglossus aculeatus (Australian echidna)
Lineage: Eukaryota; Metazoa; Chordata; Mammalia; Monotremata; Tachyglossidae
Gene: CLEC4D
Product: C-type lectin domain family 4 member D
Exons: 6
Coding region: 69-752 (227 amino acids)
Source: RefSeq, a predicted model, not a curated record
GUCCGCAUUCUGGAGACCCCACGUCGGAUCAGACAGUCCCAAACAGAGCAAGUGUGAGGGUCAGGGCCAUGGAGCUCCCUGCAGGUUCCCAAGACAUCUUCGAAAGGAGAGACUCCCAGACUAUGGUGCAAUCCACCUUCGCCUCGCCCACCCUUCCUGCCAGCACCAUCAUUGUCACUGGAAUUUCCAUCCUGCUGCUCACUUCCUGUUUCACUGCCAGCUGUCUCGUGACCCAGAAUGGUUUCGCCCAGCUCUGUAAGGACUCCAACGGUCUAGCCCCUCUGAACCACACCCAGUUGUCCUGCCUCAGAGAGCGUCCCCAGGUGGAAGGGCGAAUGUGGAGCUGUUGUCCCCAGGACUGGAUACCUUUCCAAACCAGCUGCUACCUCUUCCCCACUGAUGUCCUGCCCUGGGAUGAGGCCCAGAGCAAAUGUUUGAAGCAACAAGCCCACCUUGUCGUCAUCAACACGGAAGCAGAAAAGAAUUUCAUUACCCAAGGGAAACCUUUCAACUUCAGCAUCCACCUGGGCCUGAAGAAAUGGAAGAUGGAGAGCCAGUGGAGGUGGGAGGAUAAGACACCGUACAACCCAGCUGACACGUUUGGGCUGGAGGGCGACCUUGCGGAGGGCGACGGUGCCAGGCGCUGCGCUGGCCUCACCCUCGGCCAGCCGUCCAUCAGAUGGCGUUGGAGCAGCACGGACUGUGCCGCCGCGGCCCAUCGGAUCUGCGAGAUGCCCCGAAGAAGCUUCUGA